Messenger RNA from Oncorhynchus mykiss (rainbow trout), 5012 nucleotides. Its product is annotated as WD repeat-containing protein on Y chromosome. The record is from RefSeq and is a predicted model, not a curated record. Gene Ontology annotation, molecular function: protein binding; calcium ion binding. NCBI's taxonomy places the organism in Eukaryota, Metazoa, Chordata, Actinopteri, Salmoniformes, Salmonidae.
GCAAUAUAAGGCUUCUACAGGCAUCACUUUUCUUAAAAAAUUAAGGUUUGAUUGGAAAAACUAGAUGUGUUUAUAGGUUGAAGAAAUAGCUUGUUUUAACUUCUGUGAUGUUAUUAACUGAAAAUGAAUUAGAAUGUGUAUAUUUAUGUGCUCGUUAAAAUGUCCUGACAUACAUUUGCAUUGCUAUUGGCAGUUGGUUCUAACUGCAGUUACCCAAGGCCCGGUGGGCCUCAUUCACCUGCAGUAAACCCAAAUCAGAACAGUGACAUAAAUGUAAACCUGCCCAGAGUAAAGGGCCAUAAAUAAAAACAAAUGUCUAGAAACCCACUGCGCCAUAGACGUGGGUGACAGGGUGUACUUGUCAUACUGGGUGGUGUCAAUUCUGCCACCGGUCGGCAACAUGGCAGCCCUUUGUGUGGGCUGGGUGCUGUUCCUGAUCGGGCUCCCUGCCUGCACCCUGGGGGUUCGCAAUAGGGAGCACCUGCCUUGUGGGUACCACUGUGAGUGUCUUGAUUCUGUAUGUCCCGUUGAGCCAGCUCCAUCUGCGUCUUCAUGUUGCCCUCUCCCUACGCUGUUGGCACCAGGGGCUUCCUGAUGACUGCUCUCCUCAUUCUGAGCUGGGCUGUGUCAUUUUCUCUGAUCAGAAUAUACAGGUCCUCGUCUAGAUCUUCCAUGUGGGGUUUUCCUCUGUCUCUCACUGACCCCCAUCCUUGCAUGUUGAUCUGGCAUCCGGUUUCUGCUUCCAGUGACUUGGCCCCACUAAUCUGCCUAUAUAAGUUAUAAUCGGGCUAGUCUUUUACAGGCACAAAGCUUCUCCUGCAGGUGAAUGAGGCCCACCGGGCCUUGGGUAACUGCAGAGGUUGUUUGUCUACAACAUGUCGUUGGACAUGUUAUCCUGCAUUCUAUUGAUCUCUUCAUCCAUAAGCUUCUCUGUGUCUGUCAAGAUGCAAAACAGAUUUGGAUAACUGGUCAUAAUCUUUUCAGGUAACGAUUGUGUCAAAUAGGCAGGACUCUGUCUCCCCUUCUGUCUCCCUAGUGUCAUCUUUCUGUCAUCAAGAGUGCAAGGUCUUUUUUUAUCAACAGAAAAAAAGCUUGGAAAUCUGGUCAGAAUCUGGUUAAGUUUGAUCUCCAUAGUUAUCAAUGAUUUAUGUUAGGACCAUCUCUCUCACAUUGUGACAUCACCAAAAGAGCAUUGUUCUUCUGUGAGCAUUUGUGCCUGUGUUAAAGGUGGAAAGCCAUGACCAGUGUGAGCUUGUGGACUGUCACAGAGGAACUGUGAAGAUGGCCAGCCUUACAAGUUCCACCUCCGAUGACAAGCAGAAACACACCACAGCUCCGGGUAUUUCAGGGGAGGCGGAGCGUUCAGGGAAGAGCAGUGACACCGCGGAGGAGGACAUGCCAGCUGAGGGGGGAGUGGAGAAUCAGAUCAACGAACAGCACCUUCGCCGCAUUGAACGCAUGUUCAGAGAGGCUGACACGGAUGGAGGGGGGGGGUUGGAUAUGGCUCAGUUCCGAGAUGCGAUGAAGAAGAUCAUGGGCGAUGUGGAUGACGAGGAUGUGGACAUUAUCUUUAUGAAGGUGGACACCAACUGUGACGGCAGAAUGGACUGGGUUGAAUAUCUGAACUACAUGCUUUUAGAGUACAGAGAGAAAGACUCUUUGCAGCAGCAAAACAGGCCAAUCUACUUUCCCAAACCACUCAAGAUUGUGCCUGUUGCACACUGUGAGACCAUUGUCCGGCUCCAGUUCUACCCAUUCCAGCCUCCAGCCGGGGAGAAAAAGACAGACUCUGGGGAGCAUGGCAGGGCCUCGGGGGGUUCUAAGGGCCGCGCCCACAGUGGACGCUACCUGUCAAUCAGCCGUGAUGGCGUUCUCAACUACUGGAGCGAGAGGUUCAAGCUGCUGCGCACUGUCAAUAUAAGUCAGAUGCAGCACACAGUGGCCCAGCCCGUCUGGGUGACAGACAUGGCCUGCCUGAGCAACAUCAACCAGCUCUCCAUCUCCUCCACAGGGCGAGACGUAGAAUUCUAUGACAUCAGUGCCAGUAAGUGUGACAUAGUGUUCUCCCUGUCGGAGCUGGAGGCCAACGUGGAGGUGAUGGACUACUGGACAGAUGGUAAGAGAGGAGUGUACUCCAUUGGGGAUGCCAGUGGCACCAUAUACAUCUUUGUCUCCUCUGAUGUGGUCCAUAAUGGCCUGUUCAACAGUGCUGCCUUCAAGACAGGAACAAACUAUCGCAUCCCCGUGUCAGCCCUGCUCAAAAACACCUCCAGCUCAUUUCUCUGCUUUCGAGUCCCCAGCCACAAUGACUGGAUCCACCAGAUCCGCUACAUCCCAGAGUUGAAUGCCAUCGCCACCUGCUGUGCGGCAGACCAAACUUCCAUGAUCCUGACCACGCUGCCCCACUCACGCAAGUGUAAAAUUCAAACUGCAAACUUUCACAUGCAGAAGGGAAUUCUGUGUUUUGACUACUCACCUGAGCUCAACGUUCUGGUGACUGGAUGCUUCGAUCGGGUUGUGAGGGUCUGGAACCCCUAUGUGACCAAUCAGGCCACAUCACAGAUGAAAGGUCACUGCACCAUCAUCACUCACAUCGCUGUCAACGGCAGAGACAACAAGAUCAUCAGUGUCUCCAAAGACAAGAAUGUGCGGGUGUGGGACCUGCAGGACAGUGUCUGCCUCCAGAACAUCCAAUCCAGGAACGUCAACAUGGGCUGCUUCCCCAUCACCAGCACCUACUAUAACCACACCAGUAACACCAUGGUGAUGGCUACGUACCUAAUUGGAGUUCUUCGAGGGUCUAUGGAGGAUGCAAACUGCUCUGUACCCACAGCUACAACAUCACAUGAACAGCCACUCUGUGCUGCUCUCUACAACUCCAACUUCAAACAGGUGGUAAGUGGGUGCCAUGCGGGCGUGGUCAGUGUGUGGGACAUCCUGACGGGGGAGAAGGUAAUGCAGUUCCAAACGACCCCUGAGCGACCAGUUGAAGUCACUGCCAUGACAUUCGACGGGCCCAAACGCCGCCUCAUCACCGGGUCUAAAGACGGCACCCUGCGUCUCUGGAACUUCAACAACGGGGCUCUCCUUUCUGAACUGCCCCUGGUGGACAGCAAUGAGGUUACAGGGAUUCUGUACAUCAACGAGAGGAUUUAUGUUUCAGGCUGGAGCAAACGGGUCAUGUGGUAUCUGGACAAUAAGGAGGAGGAUAAGAUGGAGCACCGCGUGUGGAACCAGUACCACUCAGACGACAUCUAUUCCAUGCACGCCCACGGCAGCAAGAUGCUGGUGACUGCCUCCUACAGCGGUGAUGUCAUUGUCUGGAACAUAGAUUCAGGGCAAGCCUUCUGCCGUUUCAACGCUAGCGAGAGCCCACUGCCCCUCUUACCCAUACGGGUGAUAGAGAAACCAGGCCAGGUGGUGACUGUUAUGAGUCCAGACGGUUUGGGGAAAGAGGAUGAGGACGAUGUGUGGCUCCGCUCUAUGGUGGAAUUUCUUGAGACCGUGAGCCAGACUCUCAACCCUCAGGCUCGUCGUCCCAGCUGUGCCAACCCUGCCCACACCAACGUCAUACAGCAAAUCAAUCAAGCCCGGCGUUGCAGUAUUCCAGAGCCCCCUCCUGAUCCUGUGAUUCAGGGGCCUCGCGCCAACAUGCGGCAUGGCCGGAGGGGUAGCAUCUCGGCUCCAGUCUCUGCUUUACUGCCCCAGCCGGUCACAGUCUCCAUGGGUAGGCGGACGACACUGCUGCCCAGACGCAAGAGCAAAACCAUCAACCUAGACGAGCUGGAGAAGCCUCGGUUUGCAGUGGAGAAAGUGUUGUUUCUGGCCACCCGUGAGCGUAGCCCUGACACGGCCAUCCUCCUGACCAGCUCAGCAGACGGCUACAUCUACGCCUGGUCUAUCGGCCGUAACGGAGGGCUGCUGGGGAAAUUCCGUGCCGUGCAUAACAAGGGGCCAGUCAUCUGUGCCAUGUUCACUGACAGACAGGACCAGAUACUGCUCACUGGAGACAGCAACGGAUACAUCACGCUGUGGGACAUUGAGAAGUACUGUUACCGUAUGAGGGGUGGGGGGGCUGAGGAGGAAUCAUCCAAUGAGGACUCUCUGAGGUUGCCUCAACUCAUACCUCCCUACUGCAAAGUGGAGGGACCACGGAGGCUGGUGGUGGAGCAGGACAAAGAGAUUUUGCAGGGAUGGAGUGUGUCCCUGAUCCCCCCUAGGCCCCUGAGUUCCUGGCGCUGCCACCUGAAAGGGAUCGUUCAUCUUGAGUAUGUGGAGCGUUUCCGCCUCAUCGUCACAGCCAGCCUGGACUGUAACGUACGUCUGUGGACCACCGCUGGCAGAUACAUCGGUACAUUUGGGCAGGGCCUGUGGCGGGUGGGCGAUCCCAAGGCCCUCCACACAGAGCUCCCAGUGGACCUGAAGAGGAUGGGGUCAUGUCAGACACUUAAAGUCCUUAAUGAGGGGAAGUACCCGCACUGGAGCUGUGCCAAACGCAUCCUGGAGGGCCUGACUGCACAGAAGAGUCAGCAGUCGACAAAGUUUGGUGGGGUCACAACGCAGCUGAGGGAACUGGUUCCUACCGACCCAAGGAUCGUCAAGUACACCGACGAGCAGAUUGAGAACACAUGGAGACUGUGGCAGGAGAAGGGAAGGCAGACCAGCAGCAUUUUAGGACGAGCAUACAAACAGAAAGUGAGACAUCACCUUCCGUCCUGUACCCCUGACCUCCAGACAACCUUCAGCAGUCAAGAGCAGUUGAGGGUGUAUAAGGCCUUGCCCUACAGCGUUCUGCGGCCCGUCACCCUGCCCCCUGUCCCAGAGCUUCUGAAGGACCAUCAACACAGGUUAAAUGAGGGCACAGACACUGCCGCCAAGCAGAAGAGGAGCACUAAGCGCCGGCCCCACUCACACACACGCUACCUGGCUGCUCCUCCGUGACCAGCAACUCCCAGGUGCUAAUAUGACCCUCGCUGAUUACAUUCAGAAAUAAAAAUGAGUCUGGCAAGGCA